AUGUUUGUAAAUUGGGAGAUUUCCAAAAUAUUAACACUCAUAUUUUUAACAGUCAUUUCACUCUCAAUUUGUUGCAAAACACCAAAAAGUAAGUGUAUUGUUCUAAAAACUUUCUAGAACUAGAUAAAUGAAAGAUAAUUUCAGAUCAAGUGAAACAGAAAACCUCACAAAAACAGAAAAACAAAAAGAAAAAGAAGGGAAAAAAGAAAGGAUCAACAGGAAAAUCUGAAUUGAAUUCCUCGUUUGGAAAAGAAGUGGAUGGUCUUGCACCGUAUGAUAAAAGUUUGGAUGAUGAAGAAAGAUCGCAAUCUGAUAGAAGUCCGACAAAAAAAGUAGAAAGUCAACAAGGUCCACCCCAAAAGUUUGAUAAAGCGACAAGAGAUCGACAUAUGAAAUAUAUGAAAGAUAAAAUUGCGUCGGAAAAAGAAGAUGCGAAAUCAAGCAAAUUUAAGGUGAAAGGUCCAAUUCAUAUUCCGAAAGAAGCCACGAAAUACGAUGUUAGUUUCCAUCAGAGUACCGCAAGAUUUUGUUUUGUUUCGAAACAAGGCGAAACAUGAAACUGAGUUUUCUUGUAAGUGUCACUGAUUUUCAUGAAUUUCGAAACAAAAAUAGCACCACUCAAAAAAAUUCACAACACUUCACAAAUAAAAAAUGAUCAGACAAUGAAAAAGAUCAAAUUAGAAAAAUAUUAAAAACGUGACACGGUGCAGGCGUGACGUGUUUUCGAUGCAAAACAUUUUCAAAAAAUGAAAUGCUUCACGUAUUUUUUCAUAACACAUUUAAUUUCUCGAAAUGUGUCAAACCAAAAAAGAGUGACACAAAAAAAUGUUUCACGUUUUGAAAAAAUUAAUUGUGUGACACAUUAAAAUGUGUCACACAAUUUUUGUAUGACACAUUCAAUUUUUAAAAAUGUUUCAUUGGUUUUCAACGAAACAAAAAUUAUCAGCUGUUUCGUUUCGCCACAUUUUACAAUUUUAUGUAUUAGAGAAUUUGAUAGAAAAAGCGACCUGGAAGUGAAUUUGAACACAUUUUGAAAGGAUUAGUUUGUGAAGAUACUAUUUCACUUUUGAUAACUUAUGAAAUGGACCCGAAAAGUCGAGCCAAGUCAGAUUUUUUGAAAAAAAAAACUGACAAGGAAACCUUUCGGAACCGCCAAAAAAAUGAUAAUUUUUCCCAGCAAAAGUCCUCCACAAAAUUAGCUUCACCGCCAAAAUUUUCAAAAAUUCGGAAAUUUGAUUUUUUCUGAAAAAGUUGGUAUAGCUGAAAAUGAGGCUGAAAUGAAAACUUGAUUUUUUUUUUUUUGAAAAAUAGGUGUUUUUAUUUUCCACAUAAAAUCAAAUUUCCGAAUUUUUUGAAAAUUUUGGCGGUGAGGCUAAGAUUUUGUGGAGGACUUUAGGUUUCUGGAAAAACAAAUCUCACCCAAGAACCUGGAGCAGUAGCUGAAAAAUUGCCCACCUGGGUUCAUUUUUCAAAAUUACCCACCUAGUGAAAAUGUUUUUCUCGACUGAGUCUGGCCUUGAAAGCCCUUAGAUUUUUUGUCCACUUACAAGGUUAGGUUUUCCGAGAAAAAAUUGCCCACCUGGAAUAUCAGGUAUUGGGUGAGGUUUGCUGGGAAAAAUUAUCAUUUUUUUGGCGGUUCCGAAAGGUUUCCUUGUCAGUUUUUUUUUUCAAAAAAUCUGACUUGGCUCGACUUUUCGGGUCCAUUUCAUAAGUUAUCAAAAGUGAAAUAGUAUCUUCACAAACUAAUCCUUUCAAAAUGUGUUCAAAUUCACUUCCAGGUCGCUUUUUCUAUCAAAUUCUCUAAUACAUAAAAUUGUAAAAUGUGGCGAAACGAAACAGCUGAUAAUUUUUGUUUCGUUGAAAACCAAUGAAACAUUUUUAAAAAUUGAAUGUGUCAUACAAAAAUUGUGUGACACAUUUUAAUGUGUCACACAAUUAAUUUUUUCAAAACGUGAAACAUUUUUUUGUGUCACUCUUUUUUGGUUUGACACAUUUCGAGAAAUUAAAUGUGUUAUGAAAAAAUACGUGAAGCAUUUCAUUUUUUGAAAAUGUUUUGCAUCGAAAACACGUCACGCCUGCACCGUGUCACGUUUUUAAUAUUUUUCUAAUUUGAUCUUUUUCAUUGUCUGAUCAUUUUUAAUCGUUACACUCGUUGAAAAAUCAAAAAGUGACUCAGAUAGAAAGUGAAAACAUUGAAAUUUUGUAAAAUGUUCUGCUAAAACCAAGUGAAACUGUUUCACAAAAAUGUUUCGUUGCGGUACUCUGGUUUCCAUUAUCUUAAAUUCACCGCAAAAUUCGAAAUUCCCAUUUUCAGCUCGAAAAUCAACGAUGUGAAGCUCCGAACGAUAUUGUGCUCAAAAAAGUGUAUUUCGAUGAGAAACUCAAUGAGAGAUACAUAAUUGGAACUGACUAUGAUGAUAUUGAAUUGGAUGACACCACUGUUGCACAAUCAACAAUGCAACAAUCGACACAUGUUAGUGGUCGAGAUACUAUUCGAAAGAAAAAAGGGCCAUCGGGUAUCACUUUGGAUCAGACUUCGACUGUUGACACAAAAAUUAUGACUAUUCAAUGA
Molecule: messenger RNA, 2572 nt
Organism: Caenorhabditis angaria
Lineage: Eukaryota; Metazoa; Nematoda; Chromadorea; Rhabditida; Rhabditidae
Source: the annotation of a GenBank genome assembly